Molecule: messenger RNA, 1007 nt
Organism: Zea mays
Lineage: Eukaryota; Viridiplantae; Streptophyta; Magnoliopsida; Poales; Poaceae
Exons: 2
Coding region: 47-271 (74 amino acids)
Source: RefSeq, a predicted model, not a curated record
GGCCAGGUGCCUGCCUCCAUCUCCCUUUUCCACUCGGGUCUUCACGAUGCCGCCGCCGCCACACGACAUCGCACAUCCGCUCUUCUCCCUCCCCUCGCUCUCGGCGGUCGACGUGCGCUCCCCUGGUGCCAUCGCUUGUGCCCGGCUCCCGCCAUCGCUGGCUCCCCGAUGGACCUCGCAGCUAGUGUGGGGCCAUGGAUCCCCGACGGAUCGAGGGUCGCGCCGCCUCAUGAGAAAAAUCAUCUUUUUGGCUCGAACAGAAAAUACCUGAAGCUUCAAUUUGACAUCGUGUAGCAAUGAAUGCGUGCAAGGAAUGCUCUUUUACAUGUUGAGAAUGAAGAAAAAUUAGAUGUCGUGGAGGCAUCCCAAAACAUGUACUUUCCAUUUUGCACAUUUUAGUCCAAGGUUCAAUACAAACUUUCUCAGAAAACUAUCUCAAACACUACUAAUCGUUGUUGGUCUGCAGGGUUUCAAAUUAGGACUUAGCCAUUUUUCCAUCAGCCUGAAACAACCUAAUAGUCUUACUUUGAUCCCUUGGGAAAAAAUGUUCUUAUUAUUUUGAGUUUUUGACCUAUAGUCAGGUCCAGAACAUACCCCUGACAUCACACUACUAAUCUGGGACAAAAAUAUGUAGUUCUCCAAAAGAAAAUUGUUUCUAAUCCUGCCCUGAAAAUGUUUGCUGAAAUACUAUUUGGUAAGGUUGCUGCAUAGCUAAAAGGUUCUCCAAAUGAAAAUUAUUCCUAAUCCUGCCCUGAACAACAAGAAGGAAUUCUAUGGUUUCCAAAAAUGAGAAUAUGUUUUUAUUCGUACAUGAAGCUUCUUAUAUGACCCCUUCCCUCGUAUAGGGAGUUUUUCUUUUUGUAUUCAUACGUGAACUAGUAUUUGUUUUUGUAGCAGCACCAUAAGGAGGAUAUUAUUUACUAAUGUAGAAAUGUUUAUGUUUUAGCAGUUGCCUUGUAAUAUUUGUCUUAAAUUUUCGUACUUUCCAGCUUUAGUGGCUCGCCAAC